AUGUUAGAAAUCGUCAGCAAAGUCCCCCUCGUCGUCGGCGUCGCGGCGCUCCUCUUCCUGCUGGUCGUGGGAAACCUGCUUAAACAGGUGUUAUUCAAGGACCCGACAAAACCGCCCGUUGUUUUCCAUUGGAUUCCGUUUCUAGGCAGCACGAUCGUGUACGGUAGAGAACCCUUCAAGUUUUUUGAAGAUUGCCAGAAAAAGCGAGCGAGUGGUGCUGAUAGAAGCCAGUACGGCGAUGUCUUCACUUUCAUCCUGCUUGGGAAACCAACGACAGUCUGUCUGGGAGCGAGUGGGAAUAACUUCGUUCUCAACGGGAAACAUCGCGAGCUCUCGGCGGAAGAGGUGUAUUCGCCCUUGACGACGCCAGUCUUUGGAACGGAUGUCGUGUUUGAUUGUCCGAAUGAGAAAUUCAUCCAACAGAAGAGGUUUGUCAAGUUCGGUCUCACAGCCGACGCCUUCCGCUCAUACGUGGAUCUGAUCGCCCUUGAGACGGAAGAAUUCAUCGCAAAGAGGUCAGAACUGCAGGGAACAAAUGGGAUCCUCGAUGUGCCGCCCGCCAUGGCCGAGUUGACCAUCUAUACGGCAUCGCGCUCGCUGCAGGGCAAGGAAGUGCGCGCGCAGUUUGAUUCGACCAUCGCUGACUUGUUCCAUGACCUGGAUAUGGGCUUCACCCCAAUCAACUUCAUGCUUCCCUGGGCACCACUGCCCCGUAACCGGGCCCGCGACCGCGCGCAUAAGAAGAUGGCCCAAGUCUACAUGGAAAUCAUCCAACAGCGGCGGCUGCAGGGAGGGAAAAAGGAGACCGACACUGAGGACAUGAUCUGGAAUCUGAUGGGGUGCAAAUACAAGGAUGGGCAGCCCAUCCCAGACAAGGAGAUUGCGCACAUGAUGAUUGCUCUCCUGCUGGGCGGUCACCACUCGUCGAGCGCAACCAUCUCGUAUGCGAUGCUGCAGAUGGCGUCCAACCCGGCCAUCGUCGAGGAGUUGUACGCCGAGCAAGUGCGCGUGCUGGGUCCCGGAGACGCGCCACUCACCUACGAGGGCUUGCAGAAGCUGACGCUGCUCGCCUUCACCGUCAAAGAAACGCUCCGCCUGCACAACCCGGUCCACUCCAUCAUGCGGCAGGUGAAGGUGCCUCUCUUCAUGGAGGGAACCCCCUACGUGAUCCCUCCCAGCCAUGUCGUCAUGGCUUCGCCUGCAAGCAGCGCCCGCGAUCCGCAGUAUUUCCCCGAACCGAUGACAUGGAACCCGCACCGCUGGGAGGCUGUCAAACGGGAGGACAUUGACGACAACAACGACGAUGAAGAAGAGGAAGACAACACCAAGGGGCUGACGGGCAAAGGGUCUAAUAGUCCGUAUCUCCCCUUUGGAGGCGGGAGACACCGCUGCAUCGGCGAACGGUUCGCCUACAUCCAGCUGGGUGUCAUCCUCGCCUUGUUUGUGCGCAACUUCAAGAUCAAGAACGUCGCUGGUGUCAAGGGCACCCCGGAGACAGAUUUUUCAGUUAGUUGCCCCUUCUUCUUAUACGUCUAUGCCUUUCAGUCCAAUGCUAAUCUUGAAUAG
This is a messenger RNA of Penicilliopsis zonata CBS 506.65, 1566 nucleotides long. RefSeq lists its product as hypothetical. NCBI's taxonomy places the organism in Eukaryota, Fungi, Ascomycota, Eurotiomycetes, Eurotiales, Aspergillaceae. Gene Ontology annotation, biological process: ergosterol biosynthetic process. Gene Ontology annotation, molecular function: iron ion binding; monooxygenase activity; heme binding. Bases 1 to 1566 code for a protein of 521 amino acids. The transcript has 3 exons. The record is from RefSeq and is a predicted model, not a curated record.